AUGGGGGGUCGCCCAUCGCCGCCGCCCCCCGCGCCCCUCCAGCUCUUCCUCCCCGUCCUCCUCCUCCUCCUCCUCCUCCUCGCCCCCUGCCCGGCCACCGCCGAGGAGCUGCUGGUGGCCACCUCGGCCGGCGCCGUCCGCGGCUUCCACGUGCCCGCCGGCCCCUCGGCGCGCGUGGCGGCGUUUUUGGGGAUCCCCUACGCCGAGCCCCCGCUGGGCCCGCUGCGCUUCGCCCCUCCCCGCCCCGCCCGGCCCUGGGGAGGGGUCCUGGACGCCCUCUCCCACCCCCACGCCUGCUUCCAGCCGGUGGACACCAUGUUCCCGGGCUUCGGCGGCUCCGAGAUGUGGAACCCCAACCGCGAGAUGAGCGAGGACUGCCUGUACCUCAACAUCUGGGCGCCGGCGCCGCGCCCCGAAACGCCGGCGCCGGUGCUGGUGUGGAUUUACGGCGGCGGCUUCUACAGCGGCGCCGCCUCGCUGGACGUCUACGACGGGCGGUUCCUGGCGGCGGCCGAGGGGGUUUUGGUGGUCUCCAUGAACUACCGGGUGGGCGCUUUGGGUUUCUUGGCCUUGCCGGGUCACCCCGAAGCUCCCGGCAACGUGGGGCUGCUGGACCAGCGGUUGGCGUUGCGUUGGGUGCAGGCCAACAUCGCGGCGUUCGGCGGCGACCCCGGCGCGGUGACGCUCUUCGGGGAGAGCGCCGGCGCGGCCUCGGUGGGGCUGCACCUGCUGUCGGGCGGCAGCCGGGCGCUGUUCCGCCGCGCCGUGCUGCAGAGCGGCUCGCCCAACGGGCCCUGGGCCACCGUGGGGGCGGCCGAAGGCCGGCGGCGGGCGGCGCGGCUGGGCCGGCUGCUGGGCUGCGGCGGCGCCGGCGCCGGCGGCGCCGUGACCAACGAGACGGAGCUGCUGGCUUGCCUGCGCGCCGCCGCGCCGCCGCAGCUGGUGGAGCACGAGGCGGCCGUGCUGCCGCAGCAGGGCGUCUUCCGCUUCGCCUUCGUGCCCGUGGUGGACGGCGAGUUCCUGGCCGACACCCCCGAGGCGCUGCUGGGCGCGCCGGGCGGCGCCGAGGCCGAGGUGCUGCUGGGCGCCGUGCAGGACGAGGGCACCUAUUUCCUGGUGUACGGCGUGCCGGGUUUCGGCAAGGACAACGAGAGCCUGAUCAGCCGCGAGGAGUUCCUGGGCGGCGUGCGGCUGGGCGUGCCGCAGGCCAACGAGCUGGCGGCCGAGGCCGUGGUGCUGCAGUACACCGACUGGCUGGACCAGGACAACCCGGUGAAGAACCGCGAGGCGCUGGACGACAUCGUGGGCGACCACAACGUGGUGUGCCCGCUGAUGCACUUCGCCCAGCGCUGGGCCGAGCGCGGCGGCACCGUCUUCGCCUACCUGUUCGACCACCGCGCCUCCAACCUGCUGUGGCCGCCGUGGAUGGGCGUGCCGCACGGCUACGAGAUCGAGUUCGUCUUCGGGCAGCCGCUCAACCCCGGCCUCAACUACACGGCCGAGGAGGAGGCGCUGAGCCGGCGCAUCAUGAGAUACUGGGGCAACUUCGCCCGCACCGGGGACCCCAACGAGGCGUCGGAGCGGGAGCGGCGCUGGCCGUCGUACACGGCGGCGCGGCAGAGCUACGCCCGGCUGAACGCGCGGCCGCUCGCCGUGGCCCAGGGCCUGCGCGCCCAGGCCUGCGCCUUCUGGAACCGCUUCCUGCCCAAGCUGCUCAACGUCACCGGCCCCAUGGAGGAGGCGGAGCGGCAGUGGCGCCUGGAAUUCCACCGCUGGAGCUCGUUCAUGCUGCGCUGGAAGAGCCAAUUCGAGCUCUACAGCCGCCAGGAGCGCUGCCAGCCCCUGUAGCACCCCAAAAUCUACCCAGGGCGCCCCAAAAACCGCCCAGGCACCCCAAAAACCGC
Messenger RNA from Lonchura striata (white-rumped munia), 1904 nucleotides. NCBI's taxonomy places the organism in Eukaryota, Metazoa, Chordata, Aves, Passeriformes, Estrildidae. The record is from RefSeq and is a predicted model, not a curated record.